Spirodela intermedia is the source of this 1143-nucleotide messenger RNA. The record is from the annotation of a GenBank genome assembly. NCBI's taxonomy places the organism in Eukaryota, Viridiplantae, Streptophyta, Magnoliopsida, Alismatales, Araceae.
AUGGUGACAGUGGAGCUCCCCGCCGUGUCGGAGCUGGAUAUCGAGGGCUUCGUUUUCCCUCCCGUGGUGGCGAAGCCUCCGGGGUCCUCCAAGUCGCUGUUCCUCGGUGGCGCAGGUCGGCUUCCCGCUUGAUUUCUGCCCAGAUUUCAUUCGUCCUGUUUUUGUUUUGUUUUGCUGGUUCCCGGAGACUGAUCUAUGAUCCUGCUCUCGGAUCUGUGAUUCAGGGGUGAGGAGUCUGGAAAUCCAAGGGAGGGUGAUAAAAUUCACCUCCAUCGGGGUGUACGUGGAGGCGGAGGCUGUUCCAUCCCUCGCCGUCAAGUGGAACGAGAAGACGGCGGAGGAGCUGGCGGACUCCGUCGACUUCUUCCAAGAUAUCGUGACCGGUGAGAUGAAUCUUCAGUGCCGCGGUGUGGAUGAUCGCCAAAACAGGUCGUCCGAUGUGCGUCCUGAUGAGGCAUUGAUGUGAUUUUGUCGCGAACUCUUCGGAUCGGCUCGCAGGAGCUUUCGAGAAGUUCAUCAGGGUGACCAUGAUCUUGCCGCUGACGGGGCAACAGUACUCGGAGAAGGUGGCGGAGAACUGCGUGGCCUACUGGAAGGCCGUCGGGAUCUACACGGACGCAGAGGCCGAAGCCGUGGAGAAGUUAAAGGACACCUUCAAGGAUGAGACCUUUCCCCCGGGUUCCUCCAUCCUGUUCACGCAGUCCCCUUCUGGAUCCCUUACGGUGAGUCCUUUUCCCGCCAAAUUGAGCUCACUCGAAUCACGGAAUCUCCGAUCGCGAAUCCGGUCGCCGGUGCUGAUUCGAUCUUCUCGCUUCUCCGAUUUUAUCUCAGAUCGCGUUCUCCAAGGACAGCACCCUCCCGGAAUAUGGGAAAGCGGUGAUCGAGAACCAGGCAAUGUCACAGGCGGUCUUGGAGUCGGUUAUCGGCCAGCACGGCGUGUCCCCUGCAGCCAAGAAGAGCUUGGCGUCGAGGAUCUCGGAGCUCCUGAAGAGUGUUAAUGGCGGGGAGAACGGCCACGUUGAGGCGGCGCCACCGUCGCUGAACGGUCACGUUGGGCCAGCGGCACCGCUGCCGGAGAACGGCCACGUCAAGGCGGCGCCCCCCUCGGAGGACGGAACGACGCCGGAGAAGACUAGCCAGUGA